UGUACUGGGAUAUUUGUCCAAACAGGAGCACAUUCUUGUGUGCAAGAAGUUAACAUGGAGAGACACUGGUCUGCAGUUUGUGCAUUGAUUUUAGCCCUUGGUGCAUAUGUGCACUUUAACACAGUUUUUGCUGCAGAAGCUGAUCGCAAUUUAACAGUGAUUCUUCCAAAACCAGGCCACUGCCCACGUCGCCUUAAUGUUGUCCCAUCACAUAAGGGGUGUGUGUGUGAUGAAGACUGUCCUGCAGACCACAAAUGCUGUGUCUUUGACUGUGGAGCUGUCUGUGUCCCUCCAGCUUUCACAAAGCCAGGAGUGUGUCCACGCAGGCGCUGGGGCGCAGGGCUGUGUGCUGAAUUUUGCUCUAAUGACAGUGACUGCCCCACUAAUGAGAAAUGCUGCCACAAUGGAUGCGGACAUGAGUGCAUUGCGCCGUACACAGUGAAGCCGGGGCGCUGCGCUCUGCCCCAGGGAACCCCCAUGUGUGCUGAGUACUGCUAUCAUGACGGUCAGUGUCCGGGAGAGCAGAAGUGCUGCAGGACAACCUGCGGCCACGCCUGCAGUGAGCCCUGCUGAUGGGACAGCUGGUUGGACUCGGCUGCACGGGUGCACCUGUUCGGUUUCAACACAGAAAAUGUAUUAUGUUCACUGUAUCUAACUUUUCAUAGUAGCACUCUUUGGUACAAUAUUUGAGCACUGGUCUGCACAAAGUCUGAUUCUUUGGGUUGAUAAAGUGAAGUGCUUCCCUUAGUAUCGUUAUAAGGUUAUUUUCCGUACCGGUACUUUAAGUACAUACAAAAAUCAGCAAGAUUUUGUGAAUACUUUCUUGAUUAAGUAAUAUACUCUACACUUGGCAAAGCAAGAUCUAUAGAGUAAUCUGUUGGUCUGUUGUUCUGACACAGUCAGAAGGAUUGUCCACUAACGUUUUCUUUGAAUCUUGUUGUCCUCAUAAGCCAAUCUGAUGAAACUUUGUUAUAAAGAAGAAGAGGUCACUUUGGAGAACACCCCUCAACUGUAAAGGGAUUAGUUGUCAGGGAACCACUCAUAGUCUUCAAAAGACCUGCAUUAUGAUCCUAUUUUAACGUGAUUAGUUUACAGCUUAAGUAAUCUUACUUUAAUGUCUAUAAUAUUUUGGUCAAGUAGGAGUAUUUCUGUAUGAGUAGUAGCACUGUAUAUUCUAAAUGUUCUAAAUGGAUGAAAAAUGUCCUAUACAGGACUUUUAUAUCUGUUCCUCAUGCAGUUUGAAGGUAUGGAGCAUUUUCUAUUUCUUUGUAUUACAAUAAAAAAAACAUAUUUCCAGUA
Messenger RNA from Xiphias gladius (swordfish), 1299 nucleotides. It is a transcript of the gene wfdc2, whose product is annotated as WAP four-disulfide core domain 2. The coding region runs from base 55 to 573 and encodes 172 amino acids. The transcript is spliced from 4 exons. Lineage: Eukaryota; Metazoa; Chordata; Actinopteri; Istiophoriformes; Xiphiidae. The record is from RefSeq and is a predicted model, not a curated record. Gene Ontology annotation, biological process: innate immune response; antibacterial humoral response. Gene Ontology annotation, molecular function: peptidase inhibitor activity. Gene Ontology annotation, cellular component: extracellular region.